AUGCCAGCUUCUGGCGAGCGAGAGCGUUCCAAUCGCAAAGGACAAUACUCGUGUAACUUCUGCCGCUCACGCAAACUUCGCUGCGAUCGACCACUGCCAUGCACAAGUUGUAUAUCGCGAGGAAAAACAUGUCAGUUCGAUCCUACACCGGCGGUUCUCAAAGCUCAAAACCUUCCCACACCCGCAUCAAUCGGAGUCACGCCUGAACAUCAACAACCACAGCAGACUGUGCAGACGCCUUUACCUCAAUCAGGAAGUUCUGGACUUCUGAAUGAAGUAAGGCUGCUGCAGACUCAUGCAAAAGAGUUGGAGGAGCGUAUCGCUCAGAGUACUGUUCCUAUCCAACAUCCAGGUCAUAGUAAUGGCAAAGCCUUCCAGUCAUCUUUCGGUCAUAGUCCUGCGCAGGAAUACUCCAAGGCGACCGAAUUAUCAGAUAUUCACGAAACAGGCGACGUAGUUGAUCACCUUGAGCGUGUCUCCAUGGGCCAAAGCUCUCUCCAACUUUUCCACACAGAUGAUUUGGUCUUCAAAGCUGGACAGAUCCGAUUAGCAUCACAAGCGCCUACUUACAUGAUACAAAACGGGAAACCAACGCCAUGUAUAUGGCUACCACUACGAGAAGAGGCCAUGUCACUCCUCGACUACUACGUUACUGAGCUCAACUACAUUCAGCAUGUCACGCACUAUCCCUCGCUACCAGCUGUUUUCGACGAGGUGUACCGCCGGAUCGAAAACUAUGAGCCUGUUCAGCCAGGCAAGGUUAUUCUUCUGCUUAGUAUCGUUGCUCAUACGACGCACGUAUGGACAGCGCUGAACGGGCUGAACAUUGAGAGCCCUUUGUUUGUUUCUUCCUCGCAAGCACGUUCCCAGACGUCCAUGUGGAUCAAAGCUACAUAUAAUGUACUCAAUGCCUCCCAAGAUGAUCACUCGCUAGCUCUAGAGACUGUACAAGGCCUUGUCAUCCUAUCAUACGUCAUCUGCAACAUAGAGGGUGUCUCGCUACGAUAUCGCUCCUUGAUUUCCACGGGCCUGUUACUGGGUCGUGAAAUGGGUCUUCAUCGAAUAGAUCAUGAGUCCAACACUACUACGGCAUCAACGCUUAAGGCAGAGGUUGGCCGUCGUGUCUGGUGGUAUCUAACUGCUACAGAUUGGCUACUUGCAGCAAGAUAUGGUGGCCCUGGCGAAGGCGUAUACCAAUCCAACCCGCUGCAUAUGAAUGUCAACAAACCGCUGAACAUCGAUGACGCAGACUUACUUGCCAAUGGACCACAACCAUCUUUACCAUUGUCGCAGCAAACGGAUAUGUCAUACUUUCUUCAGCGAAUCCGUCUCGCAGAGAUCUCACGGAACAUUAUGGAUCAAAUCAGCUCCGAUCCGUCCAAUCGCCACGCUCACGUUAUGGCAAUGGACCAUGAGCUCGUCGAGAUGAUGAACAAGAUACCAGCAUUCCUCCAGCUGGACAACUACCAAGAUACCAUCUCCUGCAGCGAAACCGACAGCAGCCUCUUCGUCCAAGCCUACUUCCUCAACACACUCCUCCACACUCAGCGAUGCAAAUUUCACCUCACCUCCCUCACGCGUAUACCCACCACCAACCUGACAUACGCUUCUUCUCACGCCGCAUGCAUCCACUCAGCACGCCAGCUACUUCAUAUCGAAACUGUUCUCCUACACUCCCAACAUCCUUUUGCCUGCCGCCCUCAGCGGCCUCCGGCCGGUCUGUAUAGCAUCUUCAUCGCCACCAUCGCCUUACUCAUGGACACAUGUCUCAACAGACCAAGUGAGAUACAAGCCGAGCUCCAAGGAAGUAGUUUGAUGGAUGGACUACAGAUGAUAGCAGACGCGAGAGAAGAUUCACUGGCAGCGGCGAAGUUAUACGAGUCGCUCAUGCAGAUCGUAGGGAGAUAUCGAGAUACUCAGCACUCAGUAGAAGAGAAUGUGAUUCGGACCGGUAACUGUACAACUGUAGAGACUCUCCCAGUAUUGCCCUCGGAAAUUUUGCGAGAAGGACAGCCGUCUUCCCAAAUCAACGAAGUAAUACAUCUGGAUCUGAUUGAAUGGGACGAUCUGUUCUCUAAUGUUUCUUCGUCGCCGUUUUUCUGA
This is a messenger RNA of Alternaria atra, 2103 nucleotides long. RefSeq lists its product as uncharacterized. The record is from RefSeq and is a predicted model, not a curated record. NCBI's taxonomy places the organism in Eukaryota, Fungi, Ascomycota, Dothideomycetes, Pleosporales, Pleosporaceae. Bases 1 to 2103 code for a protein of 700 amino acids. Gene Ontology annotation, molecular function: zinc ion binding; DNA-binding transcription factor activity, RNA polymerase II-specific. The transcript is spliced from 2 exons. Gene Ontology annotation, biological process: regulation of DNA-templated transcription.